ACAAUGAGCCAGGAGCACCGAUGCCCAGUCAGUUCACAGUUGACAUCUUACCAUCUUUGGACCGCGACCUAAUUAAUCUCAAGCCAUUACUCAAUACCUCGUGUUACUUAACUAUUUUAUAUUUCUUUCGACUUUAUCAGUACUCGUGUGUCCGUUCAACUCCACCGUUACCUGAACUAACUACAGAGAACGCUUUAGAAUCCAGUUUUCCAGUGAUAACAAACCCCAACAAAAUGGUCUUGUCGGACGUGAACAACUUGGGCGGUACGAAGAAAUCGGCGGCCGAACGUUGGCUGCGGCAGCGCAAUGCUCAGCGGGCGUCGGCGGCGCGGUGCAUAUUCGGGCCACCGGAGAAACGGGCCCACCUCAUGAUGAUUAUGCGGAACGAGGCCGAAAUGGAACGCAAACGGAUCGAGUUCGCGUCCCGGUACGAACCGGUCGGACUGACGGCCGCCGAGCGUCGCACGUUCUACGACGGUCUCCUCAGAUCGCCGCCUCACAAUAAUGUCGCCGAUAAUCUUAAAAACAAGAAAUCGGACCAGCAGCACAAAAAAUGCAAUAAUCACAAUCAACCCGAAGACGACGGCAGAAAUCAAAAAUAAAUAAAAGAGCCCCUAUACACUAUUAUAGGAGCAUGCGCGCCCAAAUUAUCAUGAAGAUCUCUAGCCUAACACUAAAAAAAAAAAAAAAACCUAACAAUUAUCUUCUAUACCUAUCUAAUAUUAUAUCGUCUGUUUUGUAUGUAGUUAAAGGUUUUGGGGAAAAAUUGGGUCUUUUAUUACUUAUUAUUAUUAUUUGAUUUGUUUUAUUUAUUAUUUGUACGAAGUCGGGAAACGUUUUAUUUUCGGUUGACAAAUUGAUAUAUAACUAAUGACUGUAUAACUGGACUGUAUAAUUAUAUAAUAGAACAUCGUUUAAAUUAUAAUAAUUAUAUUGUUAUGACAACAAUAAUUUCGAGAAAUAUAAUAAAUAAUUAAACUAUCGCGCUUAAUAAAAUCGAUUUCAAAAUUAAUAGAGCAACAAUGCCGCUAUAAUUUGCCAUUUUUUUUAUUCUGCAAAUAAAUAUAGUAUAAAAAAAAGCGGUAUUGCCAAGAUAACAGAGGUUAAAAAACUACUCUAUCUAACGACGCAUUAUAUGCAAGCUAUUCAUACACAAUAAAAUAUAGCGUAGUUACAUAAAACAUUAUAAGUUAAUUUUUCCACUCAUUACUCGUGAAAGCAUUAUCGUUUUUUUUUUUUAAUUCUAGUAUUAUUUUUUAGAAUUUUUUUUUCCUUGUUGUCACAAGAGAUACUCAUGAUAGUGGCUAUAUAUCAUUGUAGCUAUUUUAAGAAAUUUAUAUGCAAUAUAAAUGCUAGUCUAAUAAUUUGUUACGGAGAAAAAAAAUAUUUAUGCGUUAUUUAAGUAUACAUUGAUGAAUUUAUAUAAACAAAAAAUAUAUUAUUUAUGGUAUUGUAAUAAUUUUCCAACGAAAUUAUUUUGAUUUUAUUAUUAUUAUUAUUAGGGUUAAAAAAAUUGU
Messenger RNA from Adelges cooleyi (spruce gall adelgid), 1517 nucleotides. RefSeq lists its product as uncharacterized. Lineage: Eukaryota; Metazoa; Arthropoda; Insecta; Hemiptera; Adelgidae. The record is from RefSeq and is a predicted model, not a curated record. The transcript is spliced from 3 exons. The coding region runs from base 21 to 602 and encodes 193 amino acids.